This is a messenger RNA of Talaromyces stipitatus ATCC 10500, 1503 nucleotides long. Its product is annotated as cytochrome P450, putative. The transcript has 5 exons. Lineage: Eukaryota; Fungi; Ascomycota; Eurotiomycetes; Eurotiales; Trichocomaceae. The coding region runs from base 1 to 1503 and encodes 500 amino acids. Gene Ontology annotation, molecular function: heme binding; oxidoreductase activity, acting on paired donors, with incorporation or reduction of molecular oxygen; monooxygenase activity. The record is from RefSeq and is a predicted model, not a curated record.
AUGGCGCCGAGGAUUAUAUCUUCUCUCUCCAUUACGGAGGCAGCAGUGUUGCUGUCUGGAGCUUUUUUUGCAUAUGUAGUCGGUGUUGUCAUAUACAGAAUCUACUUCCACCCACUAUCAAAGUACCCCGGUCCCAAGCUCGCAGCUGCCACUCGUCUGUGGUGGAUGAAACAGCAAUUGAGCGGUCGAUUCCCAUUUAUUGUUCACGAGUUGCAUCUCAAAUAUGGCGAAAUUGUUCGCAUAGCUCCUACUGAACUUUCAUUCACUGGUGCCGAUGCAUGGAAAGAGAUUUAUGGAUUCCGAAACGGUCUUCCAGAGAAUCGCAAAGACCCUGGUGAAAAUACGGAUGCAGACAAAUCCCACCCAACUAUUAUCAAUGCCGAUCGUAGAACGCACGGAAAUUUGAGGAAACUGCUAUCUAAUGCCUUCUCGGACAAGGUUCUCAAGGGCCAGGAGCCGGUCCUGCUGCACUACAUUGAUCUUCUUGUUAGCCGCUUGCACGAGGUGGCCGACAAGAGGGAAGAGCCCGUAGACAUUGUUCGAUGGUUCAAUUACGUGACAUUCGAUAUCAUUGGUCAUCUCGCUUUUUAUGAGCCUUUUGACUGCCUCAAGAACAAUGACUACCAUCCUUGGAUGUCCAUGAUCUUCAAUGCUAUUGUUUACGUUCACUACAUCCGCACACUACAACGAUUCAUCGACAUUCGAUCAAUUAUUCUGGCCAUCAUGCCAAAAAGGAUUGUUGAACGCCGUAAAUGGCAUAUCGGUCUUGUUGAAGAGAAGGUAAAGCGACGCAAAACCCGUCACCCUGACUAUAUUGACUUCAUGAGUCAUUUACUUCAAGCUGAAGAAAAAGGUCACCUCACCUUGCCGGAUCUGGUAGCAAACGCCAAUUUGAUGGUAAUCGCGGGUAGCGAAACGACGGCCACAAUUCUAUCCGGCACAAUCUACUACCUGUGCACGCACCCACGUGUAAUGCAGAAGCUCCUUGACGAAGUUCGCACCUCAUUCAAUUCAAGCGAUGAGAUUAACAUUGCUCGCAUUAGCCAUCUGAAAUAUAUCAAUGCUGUCAUUGAUGAGUCGUUCCGCUUGUAUCCCCCAGCUGCAGGUAGCCAUCCUCGUAUCACUCCACCAGAGGGUGCUAUGAUCCUUGGCCAGUGGCUCCCGGGUAAUACAUCCAUGGGCAUGGCACAAUACGCUGUCUUCCGCUCCCCGUACAAUUUCAAGGAUCCUGAAAUCUACCUACCUGAACGUUGGUUAGAUGAAGAAGGCCCGUAUAAAGACGAUCGCCGUGAAGCUCUACAGCCUUUCUCAUUUGGCCCACGAAACUGUAUUGGUCGAAACUUGGCCAAUAUCGAGAUGAGACUAAUUCUAGCCAAGAUGCUCUGGCAUUUCGACUUUGAACUGACUCCGGAGUGCGCCAAUUGGCCCAAAGAUCAGUACAUAUACACAUCAUGGGAGAAGAUUCCACUCAAAGUCCAUAUUACCACCCGGGUCAAAUCCUGA